This is a messenger RNA of Macrobrachium nipponense, 2345 nucleotides long. Its product is annotated as transmembrane protein 62-like. The record is from RefSeq and is a predicted model, not a curated record. Gene Ontology annotation, molecular function: hydrolase activity. NCBI's taxonomy places the organism in Eukaryota, Metazoa, Arthropoda, Malacostraca, Decapoda, Palaemonidae.
UGUAUACACGUCUAAGCGUGGUUUCCCUAUGAAUAGUAUACCAUUUAUUAGUACAGUAAUGUGACUCCAGUUUGCAGAACAGUAACAUGUAACUUCUAUAAUUCGAUGAACUAUCAUUUUUGUACUUGGGAGUGCCACUCUAGUGUGUUUGUGUAACUCUAUGUAAACACAAGAGACAGUGUGCUAAUGAUUAGCCUAUUAUACUAAAUACCGGUAGAUACCAACAAUAGGCCAUUUCAUCCUGAGGUGAACACUAUGAUUUACUGAAUAAGAUCGGUCUCUUAAGGUCAAGACCUCUGUCCGAAAUGAAGGUGUACAGUAUAUGGAUAAGAACACUAAUAACUCAGAGAGGCCGAAGGUUUUACCUAACUGCAGCAUGUGGACUCUUCAUGGUAUCUCUAGCCUUAUUGAUAAUUCGCUCUUGGAAUUCCCGUUCGUAUUUUCGUGAUGUAGAUUUCAUAAAUAAACUACAAAUUGCAACACAUGAUGCUAAAAGUGAACUGAGGCUGAAGAACAACAAGCAAGAUCAACAAGGUGGACUGAGCUGGAUUGUUCAGGUCUCUGAUAUUCACUUGCACACCGGAGACGAGAUGGAAAUACAGCAUUUUCAGGAAUUUGUUGACGAUGCUCUAAAGAUCCUAAAACCUGCUGUUGUGUUAGUGACAGGUGACCUGACAAAUUCAAAAACAUAUGGAGUUAAAAUUGCUGAGCUUCCAGAAGAAUGGUCUAUUUAUAGGCGUGCUGUGAAGGAACGGAUCGGUCGUAACAUUUCUUCUAUUUGGUUAGACAUUGCUGGAAAUCAUGAUAAUUUUGAUGAAGUGGCACACUCAUAUUUUAAGGCUAAUGCUGUGCAGUCAUCCUUCACAGCAUCAAGAACAGCCAUUGGGGUUACUAUAGCUGGCACUGGAGGACAGAAUGUUACUUUUCUUCCUGUUGAUGCCUCUUUGAAACCUGGAAUUCGAGCAUACAAUUUUCUAGGGUAUCUUCCAGAGGAUGAAUUUAAAAAUCUGCACCGAGCAGCUGAAGAAGCACACAGUCGAGGUGACAUUAUCGUAUUCUAUGGCCAUUACCCAAUAAGUACAAUAGUGUCCUCAACUGAUUUAACGAAACUCUUGUCUACUGGGGCAGCAUAUGUAUGUGGACAUCUCCACACUGGUUUUGGUACAGUUGAUCCUAUGUGGACAAGACAUCCAAAUGGAUUAAUGGAGCUGGAACUCUCAGACUGGGCACAUACCCACAGAUUACUGGUGUUUACAGAUGAAGAGAUUGCUGUAGUUUCCGUUCGUGUUGAUGAUAAUUUAGGCCAUUGGAUUUCAUGUGUGCAUAACUUUGGUCCCUUAUUUACUGCUACUGUUGAAAUCCACUAUGAAUCUUGGGAUCGUCCAGCAAACGAAAAAGAUUUUAUAAGAAAUCUCCAGGUUCUCAUUGGGUUUUGGUUGGCAAAUUUAUCAGGCAGCAAAACACUGUUGAGAAUUGGAUCGAAUGGCGCAGGGUUUGAGUUGCCAAAGCCAUCUUUCUUAGCUGGUAUUAUCCUGUCUCUCAGGGUGCAUGAUGUGUUUAUCGUCAUCUAUGUGACUGGUGUUGGGCUUUGUAGUGUCAUCCUCAUUCUUGGCAGAUAUCAAGUGCGAUGGGAGCCAGUUUUAUCAAAGAGGCUGAUUAGCACUGCAACAAGUUUUUGCCACAACAGUACUUACCUGGGUUUCUUGUUUGCACUACUACUUUAUCCUCUUAUAGGACCUUGGUACAUAGGACGACUUGCAGGAGAUAAGUAUGGUGUGGUGUUUAUGUGGGGAAUAUUUGUUGGCUCAACAGUUCUGCCUGGAGAACUAACAUAUCCAGAUGCUUUUUUCUUGUGGACUACACUACAGUUUCCUGCAUUUCUUCUUAUCUUCAUUAAGCGCUGGAUGAGUUUGGAUGUAAACAGAAAUCGAUGCAACACCUGGCUGAUGGCUUUCCUUCUGACAACAUUGGGUCUUCAGCUACCCUGUAUCUUGGCUUGGCUCUUCCUUGACAGUAUCCUUUUAAAUGGACCUAUUCGUCUUGGCCUUUCAUUGGUUGUGAUAUAUUUAUGGAAGAAGUUGUAAAUACUGUUUAUGUUAACAUUUACUUUACUAAUUUCUUAUAAAAUCUUAUGUAAUAUAACACUCUACAGCAAGUCAUAUACUUAUUGUCCAUAAAUGUUAUUACGUAUAGGGUAAUGUCCCGGCAUAGUGAUAUGAAGAACAGGUACUGUUAUGUACAUUAUUUUAUGACAUUGCAAGUUUUUAUAAAUUUGAAGAUUUUGUAAAUAUUGUUAUGUGAUUCUGUCUGAAACAAUGAUAAUAAGUCAAAUUGCAAAUUGUGAU